Messenger RNA from Triticum aestivum (bread wheat), 1112 nucleotides. RefSeq lists its product as uncharacterized. NCBI's taxonomy places the organism in Eukaryota, Viridiplantae, Streptophyta, Magnoliopsida, Poales, Poaceae. The record is from RefSeq and is a predicted model, not a curated record.
UUUUUUCAUUCGUGAUUUUCUAUCAGAAACUUGCUAAAGCUUCUGCUAUUGUGGGUCGUUUUUCGUCUGGCAUGGUUGGCCUCCUGGGUGGUCUUGUUAACGAGUUCAUGUCCUUGGAUGACGAAGACAGCUCAUGUAUGUCCCAUGUGUUAGAGAACCAACUAAAGGGUUUAUCUUCUGCUGCUGGGAAGACUGUCGAGAAGACUGCAAGCACCCGUCCUGCAUCCCGCUCGCGUGAAGUAAAAGAUACCGGCAAGCAAGCUGUCGAAGUUUCAGAUUCUGAUCAUGAGGAUAGUGAUGGUGGCGGUGAUGGUCACUCUGACGAAGAUCUAGAUUUUCACGUUCAUUACCAUGGUUCUUCAGGUGGGCCGAACGCCCAUGAGGCUUCAGGUAGUGGGGGUAGUGCUGGACCGAAUGCCCAUGAUGCUUCAGGUAGUGGCGCAGCGAAUGCAGAUGUGGGUGCAACCAUGUUUGCAACUGCCAAUGUGUCGGUAAGGUCAGCCGGAAUUGAUGCAACUGCUACUACAGGAACCGAUCAGCCUCUCGAGUCUCAGAUUAUGCUUAAUGCACGUUCCGGGAAUGUAUCUAGUGAUGGAUUGCAUAACCAGCCAGAUAUGACGGAUACUCAAAACGAGGCUGUUGUUGAUGCUUCUGUGAAGAGGUGCAGUUCUUCUCUCGUCCGUAACUUGGAAAAGCAAUAUUUCAGGUGUCGCAAGAAAUUACGCCUACCUUCUCCGCCCAUGGCCACUGGUACAACUGUUUCUAACCAGCCGUUGUUGGAUGAUACACAUCGUUCUAUCAAGGCAAUAGUCAUCAAUGAGCUUGGCAUUGUAGGCCCUGAUAAGGGCACUAACUCAGUAAUUGCCAAUCCCACGCGGAAGAAGCAACAUCCUCGCAACAAGAAAACCAAGAUUACUGUGAGGAAGGUUAAGAAGUCUUCUACACUUGCAGUUGCAACUAGGUCUUCUCCUCGUUUUGCUCCCAAGGACGCGAAAGAUGAUUUUGAAGACUUCCCCGUGAACCAGUUGAAACUGAAGAUGCAGUGUUUGUUUAAGCUCAACCUGGGGAUGACCAAGUCGCUGCCCAAUAAUUCAGCAUCAUUGCAGAUGUAG